AUGUCUCAAUCACUUCUUUCACAGCUUUGGAAGCAACUGCAGCCAUCGAGACAUACUAAAAGACAGUCGACGCAGACUGCAAAGAGUACGACAAUUCUUUUACAGAAUGGCUUGGUCAUAGAGCAUGGGGAGCAAGAUUCUGUUCAAGUCGUUGACAACACCGAUAUCUUGAUAGUAGACGGCAUUAUCAAGGAAGUCGGCAAAUCUAUCAAACCUCCACCGCAUGCUGAAGUUGUUGACUGCUCCAACAAGAUCAUUAGCCCGGGAUUCAUCAAUACACAUCAUCACCUAUGGCAGACGCAGCUUAGAGGUUAUGGCACAGACCACUGCUGGUUGGAGUACUUUUCGGACGCCGAGUCCGCUAUAUCUGCAUUUUCAGACUCCGGUAUCCGAGGCGUAUUCGCAUACGGAGAAACAUUUCUAAAUCUCAAGAAAUGGGACACCGAAUCAUGUGUCCCGAAUGCUAUGUCUAUUUCCGAACCCUUCAUUAAACAUGUUGAGGACCUAGCCCAAAGAGGUCCUUUUGGAAACGGUCGUGUCAACGUUGGCCUUUCGUUUGAUGGAUAUCAUAUGCCACAGCAGGAAGUCGAAAGGUUAUUCCGUCGAGCGCUCAAAGCUGGUAUUAAGCUUAUUACAUCACACAGCGGCAAUUUUGGACCCUCUGUACCAAAGGCUCUUGAAAAGUACUCUCUGUUCCCCGCCCCAGAAGACGACUACACUAUUGUCAUCUCCCACGGCAACUACAUGGAUGACGGAGACUUCAGCAUCCUUAAGAAACACCGCGUCCCACUAGCUUGCACACCAGCUACAGAAGCUCAAGGCUCGAUGGGCUGGCAUCUCCUAUUUGAACCAGGACUCAUCACCGCCCUGGGCGCAGAUUGUCAUUGCCUCACAUCCUCAUCUCUUAUGCAAGCAGCUCGUACUGCGCUCCUUUUCUCCCGUCUACAAAAGACGCUUGAGCUUAAAGAAAAGGGUCAAAAGGUGGAUAUGUUUGAUCAUACGAGUCACGAUGUCUUUAACAAAGCGACUAUUGAAGCUGCGAGGGCUGUGGGCUUGGAGAGUGAGAUAGGAUCUAUUGCCGUUGGUAAACGAGCGGAUAUUUUGGUGUUCUCAAGAGAUCAAUCAUUAGCAUUUGGGGCAUCAGCGAGGGAGGAACCAGUCGCAGCGAUUGUGACGUACAGUGAAGCCCGCGAUAUUGAGGCUGUCUUGGUAAACGGUUGUUUCAGGAAACGGGAUGGAAAGAUGGUUCCUGUUAUGACGGAUGGAAAGGAUAUUGGACUCGAUCAGAUCUUAAAAGAGCUUGAUCAGAGUCAGAAGAAUAUCAGGCAGAAGCGAGAAUCAUGCAGCACCAGAAUAUCGAAGGGCUUAGUUUGCAGUAUCGUUCAGCCAGGUUAGGCAUAGGGUUAUAAUUAUUCUAUUGCAGUUGCAUAAGUAUCCUAUAAGCACCUCGGAACCUUUUACUUUUGACCCAU
This is a messenger RNA of Fusarium odoratissimum NRRL 54006, 1472 nucleotides long. RefSeq lists its product as uncharacterized. Gene Ontology annotation, molecular function: hydrolase activity, acting on carbon-nitrogen (but not peptide) bonds. NCBI's taxonomy places the organism in Eukaryota, Fungi, Ascomycota, Sordariomycetes, Hypocreales, Nectriaceae. The transcript has 3 exons. The coding region runs from base 1 to 1395 and encodes 464 amino acids. The record is from RefSeq and is a predicted model, not a curated record.